ACUGAAUAUGAGCAAAUACACGGUAUCUAUCUCUCAACAAGCCACACCCCACUUAUUAUUAUUAUUAAUAAAAUAAUAAGAUUAUUAGAAGCUUCAGAAGAAAAAAAAAACCAGACAGAAUAAGAAGAGAGCUUCCGGUUGAUUCAGAGGUGUAAAAGGGUCGGAUUUUCAAUUUUUUGAGACCGAACCGGAUAAAGAGACAAGCGAGUUAGGCUGUAGCCUACUAGAUUAUAUGAUUUGUCGAGAAGAGAAAGCGACUGAGUUGAGGUCUUUCUGAGCUGAUUUUCUCUUAUCUCUCUCGUUAAUGGCGGAUUCCAUAAGAGGCUAAAGUAUAACUAAUGAUUACGCAGGAUAUGGGUCACCAUCACCAGCACAAUACCAGCGAUGGCGUUUCUCAGCGAGUUAAUAGCCCGAGAUUCUCAGGCCCAAUGACUCGCCGAGCCCACUCGUUUAAGCGCAACGUUAACAACUCCCAGAACAGUAACAUCAUCAACAAUGGCGGCAGUAGCAUCGGAAACAUUGGAGGUGGCGGCCAUGGUAAUAACGGAAGUGGGUUAAGUCCCCAUCACGAGAUUGAGCUGCAACUCACCUCACCCAGAUCUGAAAUCGGCAGUAACACGGUUUCUGUAGAUGGGCUUGACUCGGUUAUGGAAAGGAGGCUGCCCCACUAUGUGAACCAGAGGUUUCAUGUUGGGGGUGUUAGGGGACUAUUGAGGAAGCCCAUUGGAUCGGUGGUUGCGGAUUUGGGGUUGAAGGAAAGGAAGAAGCUUGGGCAUUGGAUGUUCUUUGUGUUCUGCGGUAUGUGCUUGUUUCUUGGCGUUUUGAAGAUUUGUGCAACUGGGUGGUUUGGAUCUGUCAUUGAUAAAGCUGGUUUCGAUCAGGAUUCAUCUGAGUCCAUCACUCAUGAAUCUAUGAUGGACCAAAGCUCUAAAGAUUACGUAUUUAGAGAAAAAGGAGCUGAUGUUGAGCGAACUCUAAUGAUGGUAUCAACUGGUGUUGUAGAUAGCCAGAAAGACAAAGAGGAAUACUCAGGUAUCUGGUCUAAACCCAACAGUGAGAAUUUCACUCAGUGCACUGACCAGUCAAACAAUCAUAAAAAAUUAGAUGCAAAGACCAAUGGUUAUCUUCUCAUAAAUGCUAACGGUGGCUUGAAUCAGAUGAGAUUUGGGAUUUGCGAUAUGGUUGCUGUUGCUAAGAUCAUGAAAGCAACUCUUGUCCUUCCUUCUCUAGAUCACAGCUCCUAUUGGGCCGAUGAGAGUGACUUUAAAGAUCUGUUUGAUUGGCAGCACUUCAUCGAGACAUUGAAGGAUGAAGUCCACAUAGUUGAGUUGCUACCGCCUGCCUAUGCUGGAGUUGAGCCCUUCUUAAAAACACCAAUAUCUUGGUCUAAGGUUGAUUAUUAUAAGAAAGAGGUUCUUCCCUUGUUGAAGCAGCACAAAGUAGUCUAUUUUACUCAUACUGAUUCUAGGCUUGCCAAUAAUGAGAUUCGAGAUUCCAUACAAAAGUUGAGGUGUCUUGUCAAUUACAAGGCACUAAAAUAUUCGGCUCAAAUAGAAGAACUAGGGACGACCUUGGUUUCUAGAAUGAGACAGAGUGGAAGCCCCUAUCUUGCUCUGCAUUUGAGGUAUGAGAAGGAUAUGCUUGCAUUUACAGGGUGCAGUCAUAAUUUGACAGAAGAAGAGGAUGAUGAACUGCGUAGAAUGCGUUAUGAAGUUAGCCAUUGGAAAGAGAAGGAGAUUAAUGGGACAGAGAGAAGGUUACUUGGUGGUUGCCCAUUGACCCCAAGGGAGACUUCACUUUUACUCAGAGGGCUUGGUUUUCCGUCCAAUACUAGGAUAUACUUGGUAGCCGGUGAAUCUUAUGGAAAUGGUAGCAUGCAAUAUCUUAAGGAUGACUACCCCAACAUCUUCUCUCAUUCGACCCUAGCUACAGAAGAUGAGCUGAGACCUUUUGAAAAACAUCAGAAUAUGUUGGCUGGUAUAGACUAUGUGGUUGCUCUUCAGAGUGAUGUGUUUGUGUAUACUUACGACGGGAAUAUGGCCAAGGCAGUUCAAGGACACAGACGCUUUGAGAAUUUCAAGAAGACUAUUAAUCCUGACAAGAUGAAUUUUGUAAAACUUGUAGAUCAAUUGGAUGAAGGAAUGAUAUCUUGGAAGAAAUUCAGUUCAAAAGUGAAGAAGCUUCAUGAAGACAGAGAUGGAUCUCCAUAUCUGAGAGAACCUGGAGAGUUUCCAAAGCUGGAGGAAAGUUUUUACGCAAAUCCACUACCGGGAUGUAUUUGUGAAACAGGGCAUGAUUAAUUAAGAGUUCUUUCUCAUGGUGCCAGUUUGAGCUGCAAGCAAUGACUGCUAUUGGUUUAGACAUUGGCUAGGGGCAUGGCAAUUUUUCCCAAAUUCAGGCCACUGCACGGUUGUGGUAAAAAGAAACCUUGAAGCCUGUGGAAAUUAAUACAAGAAAGUUAGAAGACAUUGCAACAAAAAUUGUAAGUCAUCACAUCUUAUUCGCAAUAGAUACGACUCCUAAGUAAACAUUUAUACCAAGAAUAGAAUCACUUCUCUAUACUAAACCCACAUUUUUAUUAUGACCAUAUCUUUUUUAUUGUCUACUUUUGUUUUUCUUCUAUUUUGUAUUUUUGUGGAGAGGAAUUAUAGAAUGUAAUCAAAUUUAUUGAAUCUGAAAUAACUGAUGGGAGUACCAGAUGAUGUGAUACUAAUGUAUUGUACUACUAGGACCACAAUACUGCGGAAUGCUCUUUAUGAAAAUGGAAUAUCAAAAUUUUACUGUCAAA
Humulus lupulus (European hop) is the source of this 2788-nucleotide messenger RNA. Its product is annotated as O-fucosyltransferase 35. The record is from RefSeq and is a predicted model, not a curated record. The coding region runs from base 339 to 2300 and encodes 653 amino acids. The transcript is spliced from 8 exons. Lineage: Eukaryota; Viridiplantae; Streptophyta; Magnoliopsida; Rosales; Cannabaceae. Gene Ontology annotation, cellular component: Golgi apparatus; cytoplasm; chloroplast.